Columba livia (rock pigeon) is the source of this 1525-nucleotide messenger RNA. It is a transcript of the gene CDC34, whose product is annotated as cell division cycle 34, ubiqiutin conjugating enzyme. Lineage: Eukaryota; Metazoa; Chordata; Aves; Columbiformes; Columbidae. The record is from RefSeq and is a predicted model, not a curated record. The transcript has 5 exons. The coding region runs from base 149 to 856 and encodes 235 amino acids. Gene Ontology annotation, biological process: ubiquitin-dependent protein catabolic process; protein polyubiquitination. Gene Ontology annotation, molecular function: ubiquitin conjugating enzyme activity.
GGCGGACUACAGCUCCCGCCGUGCCCCGCGCGGCUGCGCUCGGAGCGGCCGCGGAGCAGCAGGAGCCGCCGCCGUCCCCCGCCCCGCAGCGGCCGCCGCGCUUACGCCAGUCCCCGGCUUCACUCGCGGCCUACUCCGGCUCCUCGGCAUGGCGCGGCCCCUCGUGCCCAGCUCGCAGAAGGCGCUGCUGCUGGAGCUCAAAGGGCUGCAGGAGGAGCCCGUGGAAGGGUUCCGGGUCAACCUGGUGGACGAGGGGGACCUGUACAACUGGGAGGUGGCCAUCUUCGGCCCCCCGAACACCUACUACGAGGGCGGGUACUUCAAGGCUCGUCUCCGGUUUCCCAUCGACUACCCCUAUUCUCCUCCUGCCUUCAGGUUCCUAACCAAGAUGUGGCACCCCAACAUCUACGAGACCGGCGACGUCUGCAUCUCCAUCCUGCACCCGCCGGUGGACGACCCGCAGAGCGGGGAGCUGCCGUCCGAGCGCUGGAACCCCACGCAGAACGUGCGGACCAUCCUCCUGAGCGUGAUCUCGCUGCUGAAUGAGCCCAACACGUUUUCCCCAGCCAACGUGGACGCGUCCGUGAUGUACCGCAAGUGGAAGGAGAGCAAAGGGAAGGACCGGGAGUACACGGACAUCAUCAGGAAGCAAGUCUUGGGCACGAAGGUGGAUGCGGAGCGGGACGGUGUGAAGGUCCCCACCACGCUGGCCGAGUACUGCGUGAAGACCAAGACUCCGGCCCCAGACGAGGGCUCAGACCUCUUCUAUGAUGACUAUUACGAGGAUGAUGAGAUGGAGGAGGAAGCAGACAGCUGUUACGGCGAUGAGGAUGACUCCGGCAAUGAGGAAUCUUGAUGGCCCUCCGGCAUUGCAAAACUUGCUAUAAACUACUGAAUUUUACCUCAACUAGGAGAAACUGGCUUGAAUUUAGGAUCCGUCAGCCCUGAGAUUAACUCUCUACCUCGCAGGGAGACUGUUCUGCUGUUGCAAAGGAAACCCCACCACUGUCUUUGUAGAAAAAGCAAAAAAUCAAACCCUAUUUUAUAAACUUGCUGGGUGAGGGGUGGGUGGGGAGGGGGAAGUCGUGUCGGGGUGUUCACGAACCCACAGAAACCGGGAGCUGGUGCCUGUGGCUGGAUGAAGAGCGAUGGCAAAGCCAGGCGGUGGCUGCUGGUUCGGGUACGUCCCGCCGGUGAGUGGUGGCGUUGGGGGGAGCGUGUGAGCAUCGUGCAGCUUCUCCUGCCUCUGCAGCGUCUGUGCGGGAGCAGGGGGAGCGCGGCCGCAUUCUGUCCCCGCGAGACCCUCCUGCUGCCCCUUGCCGUGGUUCUGGAGCCGCGUCCGCGGGGAGCAGCGCGGCAAGGACCGCGAUAUCACCGGGAAGGACCGGGGCGCUGGGCAGGACACGCCGGCAGCUGCAGCACAUGGGGAUGAGCGUUUGUAGUUUUUAACCAGUGGGGAGGGACAGGGUAGUUCUGAGUCUGCUUCUGUUUUUUUGGAAACUAUUUAAUAAAGUACUCAAAGAAA